Ogataea parapolymorpha DL-1 is the source of this 486-nucleotide messenger RNA. RefSeq lists its product as uncharacterized. The transcript has a single exon. The record is from RefSeq and is a predicted model, not a curated record. Lineage: Eukaryota; Fungi; Ascomycota; Pichiomycetes; Pichiales; Pichiaceae. Bases 1 to 486 code for a protein of 161 amino acids.
AUGUUUCUUAAAUUUCCGAUCUUGCUCGCUACGGCGGCGGCUCUGACGCUCGACGAGACAGCGACGUACCAGCUGGUGGCCGAGAAUGAGCACAUGUCCCCCACCGAGAUUGCAGAGCUGUUUUAUGCCGGCAGAUGGAAAUUGGCCCCAAAACAGGCCCUAGUCGACGAUGAGUACUGCGUGUCGUUGGCUAGCGACGGCCAGCCAUUGGUGCCGUGUUUCAACACGAAAAAACUCAGUUUCCCGCUUGGCGACACGCUCGCCAUCGAGCUCGCCAACGGCUCUGUCGCCGCGCUCUCGCUGCUCGAGACGGCCUCCGAGACCCCUGCCGUCAGGCUCGUGGCCGCGCACACAAUUCUGCCCCCACGUGAAGACAUUCCGCACCCCCACGUAGCCGCACCGGUGGCAGAAAAAUCGUUCAUCCAGAAAUAUUGGAUGUAUAUUGUGCCGCCGCUAAUAAUUCUGAUGGUCAUGUCUCCCCAAUAG